AUGGCGGCGAGCAGCGUGAGCAUGUGGGCCGGCAAGGCGAUCGUCGAGGUCGGCGACCUCGUCAUCCUCUUCGAGACGCACAACAGCGUCACGUACGCCUUCAUGGAGAAGGACGGCUGCUACCAGAACCGCCACGGCGCCUUCCACCACAACGACAUGAUCGGCCAGCGCUUCGGCACCAAGGUCUACUCGCGCAUGUCCAAGGGCUACAUCUUCAUCCUCGCGCCGACGCCCGAGCUCGCGAUCCUCUUCAACACCCACUGCGCGCCCGGCAAGAUCGUGGUCGAGUCGGGCACGGGCAGCGGCGCCCUGACGACGUCCUUUGCCCGCGCGAUUCAGCCCAGCGGCCACGUGUACACGUUCGAGUUCAACGCGACGCGCGCCCAAGUCGCCAAGGAAGAGUUUGCUGCGAAUGGCCUCGACAAGGUCGCGACCGUCGAGUGCCGGGACGCGUGCGAGCAAGGCUUUCCCGAGCACCUCAACGACAAGGUCGACGUCGUCUUCCUCGACCUCCCGUGCCCGUGGAAAGCUGUGGGCCAUGCGAAGCGCGUGCUCAAGACGGGCGGCGCGUUCGCGUCCUACUCGCCGUGCAUGGAGCAAGUCCAAAAGACCUGCGACGCCCUGCGCCUCGACGGCUUUGACCGUAUCCGCACGAUCGAGACGCGGCUCAUGACGUACACGGCGCGCACCGUGACGCUGCCCGUGCCCGACUUUGGCACGUCCGACGCCGCGGUCGCCAACGCGAUCGCCGAAGCGUCGGGCGAGAAGCGCAAGCGUAUGCCGGAGGGUCCCGAGGCGGAGCUUCCGACGCACACGCUGGCCAAGCGCGACGAAGAGAUGCGCGGCCACACGGCGUUCUUGACGUUUGCCUACAAGUUUUAA
Molecule: messenger RNA, 882 nt
Organism: Saprolegnia parasitica CBS 223.65
Lineage: Eukaryota; Oomycota; Saprolegniomycetes; Saprolegniales; Saprolegniaceae
Exons: 6
Coding region: 1-882 (293 amino acids)
Biological process (GO): tRNA methylation
Cellular component (GO): nucleus; tRNA (m1A) methyltransferase complex
Source: RefSeq, a predicted model, not a curated record